Molecule: messenger RNA, 1546 nt
Organism: Manis pentadactyla (Chinese pangolin)
Lineage: Eukaryota; Metazoa; Chordata; Mammalia; Pholidota; Manidae
Gene: RXFP3
Product: relaxin family peptide receptor 3
Exons: 1
Coding region: 16-1428 (470 amino acids)
Biological process (GO): immune response; G protein-coupled receptor signaling pathway
Cellular component (GO): membrane
Molecular function (GO): G protein-coupled receptor activity
Source: RefSeq, a predicted model, not a curated record
UGGACGCACCUGCCCAUGCAGGUGGCCGCUGCGACCACCAAAGCCACCAUGAAUAAGGCUGCUGGCCGGGACGAGCACUCAGAACCCUUCAGUCUGAUCCCUUACUUUCUGCAGGCAGCCAACACGAGCGGCAAUGCGUCGCUUCAGCUGCAGGACUUGUGGUGGGAGCUGGGGCUGGAGUUGCCGGAUGGCGCGGCGCCAGGGCAUCGCCCUGGCAGCGGCGGGGCAGACAGCGCAGACCCCGAGGCCCGGGUGCGGAUCCUCAUCAGCGUGGUGUACUGGGUGGUUUGCGCGUUGGGGCUGACGGGCAACCUGCUGGUGCUCUAUCUGAUGAAAAGUAAGCAGUGCUGGCGCAAGUCUUCUAUCGAUCUCUUUGUCACCAACCUGGCGCUGACGGACUUUCAGUUCGUGCUCACCCUGCCCUUCUGGGCGGUGGAAAACGCUCUCGACUUCAGAUGGCCCUUUGGCAAGGCCAUGUGUAAGAUCGUAUCCAUCGUGACGUCCAUGAACAUGUAUGCCAGCGUUUUCUUCCUCACCUCCAUGAGCAUGGCACGCUACCACUCGGUGGCCUCGGCUCUCAAGAGCCACCGGACCCGAGGUCACGGCCGAGGCGACUGCUGCGGUUGGAGCCUGGGGGACAGCUGCUGCUUCUCGGCCAAAGCACUGUGCAUACUGAUCUGGGCCUCAGCUGUGCUGGCCUCCCUGCCCAACGCCAUGUUCUCCACCACGAUCAAGGUGAUGGGUGAGGAGCUGUGCCUGGUGCGCUUCCCGGACAAGUUGUUGGGGGGCGACAGGCAGUUCUGGCUGGGCCUCUACCAUUUGCAAAAGGUGCUGCUAGGCUUCGUGCUUCCACUGAGCACCAUCAGCCUGUGCUACCUGCUGCUGGUGCGCUUCAUCUCCUACCGGCGUGUGGCAGGGACUGAAGGAGCCGCCUCAGCAGCUGCGGGAGGCCUGGCCCGAGUCAGCGCCCAGAGAAGGUCCAAGGUCACUAAGUCAGUGACCAUCGUGGUCCUAGCCUUCUUCCUGUGUUGGCUGCCCAACCAGGCGCUCACCACCUGGAGUAUCCUCAUCAAGUUUAACGUGGUGCCCUUCAGCCAAGAGUACUUCUUGUGUCAGGUAUACGCGUUCCCGGUGAGCGUGUGCCUGGCUCACUCUAACAGCUGUCUCAACCCCAUCCUCUACUGCCUCAUGCGCCGCGAGUUCCGCAAAACGCUCAAGAGCCUGCUGUGGUGCAUCGCGUCGCCUUCUCUCACCAGCACGCGCCCUUUCACCGCCACCACUAAGCCGGAGCCUGAGGAUCAGGGGCUGCAGGCCUUGGCUCCUCUCCCCCCGGCGGCCGCGGAGCCGAAGCUGCUUUACUACCCGCCUGGCGUGGUGGUCUACAGUGGGGGCCGCUACGACCUGCUGCCCAGCGACUCUGCCCACUGACGGAGGCCCAGGGGGCGCAGUCACCGCAAAGUGGCCUUACCGGGAGGCCCGGGGAAAGAGGAGAAACGAUCAGGGGAUGCUGGGGGCCCUUCCAGACCGAGGGUAGGAUGAACGAACG